AUGCGCGUGGAACGAGAAGUGGGGGUGGAGAGGUCGACGCUCCAACACCCCGUGAAGUCCAGUCGCGGGGGUUAUCUGCGAUGCCCGUUUGACAUUGACCCUGCCUUUGCCCUGACUGCAGAGCGCCAUGCGGCAGGAGGCUCUUUGAGUCACGAGUCGCACCGACUGCACGCUGUGCGUGGGAGCGGUGACGGCCAUGACGCUGACAACAAUGAAGAUGAUAUUUGCCGUCCGUGGAACCGAGCGGGGGUUGGGGCAAAGGCCCUCAGUGCAAAGGAGAGGCGAUUGCAGCAGCAAGAGGCAGAAAGUAUUUACGGCUCCAUUGCCACCAACAACGCCGAUGAGAAAAAUGAGGAUGCUUCGACAGCUUCUGAUGCAGGCUUAGCGGUUGCUCUCUCUUCGUGGGAAAAGACGGCCCUGCAGCGUGUCGUGCCGCGGGGUGUACUGAAAAAAAAAGCCCAGCGCAACGGCGAAAGUUGUACAGAGGCAAUGUCAGAUGAGGGGCGCCAUAAAGUAGGAAGACAACAGCGGCAUCAGCAUGUGGUCGGAGAUAAGAGAGAAGCCGAGGGACGCACUCUCUCUGUUGGCGUCGGACGGCCCUGCCGUAAAAUGGGGGAUGGUGGACAUCAAAGUGCCCAUCCGCGUGAAACUGGGGAAUCUUGUGCGCCACGAAAGACGGAGGAACAGUCGAUUCCAGAGGAAAACAAACCGUUGAACAGACUCCAAAAAUUAGAUGCGAUGCGAAACGCCGCACUUUUUGGAAAGAAAAAAAUGCUUUCGAAGCGUUGA
Molecule: messenger RNA, 789 nt
Organism: Trypanosoma rangeli
Lineage: Eukaryota; Euglenozoa; Kinetoplastea; Trypanosomatida; Trypanosomatidae
Exons: 1
Coding region: 1-789 (262 amino acids)
Source: RefSeq, a predicted model, not a curated record